Molecule: messenger RNA, 4359 nt
Organism: Exophiala aquamarina CBS 119918
Lineage: Eukaryota; Fungi; Ascomycota; Eurotiomycetes; Chaetothyriales; Herpotrichiellaceae
Exons: 2
Coding region: 1-4359 (1452 amino acids)
Source: RefSeq, a predicted model, not a curated record
AUGUGGCCGUUGUCGUCAUUCAUUUUAUCCUAUCUGGCUCUGGGGUUUGCGGCCGUCCACGCUCAGUCAGCUCUUUCAACGGUCACGUAUGGGCCUAGCGGUCCUUGUCCAGGGCCGCAAACCACCGAGGUUGUUGUUGUACAGCCAGCCUAUUACAGUUCUUUUUUCCAGUCAGCCUCGCAAAUCAUCAAUGUCUUUGGUAAUGGCGCAACGAUCAACAUUCAGAAUGCCCCGACGACGUAUAUUACAAAUACAUAUAUCACGACCACAAUAGUCACGACCGUCACGAACACAAUAUAUCCUGUGGGAAGCAGCACCACAGCGGUCGCGACAUCAAACACGGCACCAUCAAUGAGCACAUCCGAUUCAGCCUCUAGCAGUGAGAGCUUGCCAAUAACGAGUGACCCGUUCACUACAACGAGUGGUCCGGUCACUACAACGAGUGAUAUCAUAUCCAUACCGACCUCGAGCAUGACAACUUCAUUUGGACCUCCUCCGACAAUUUUCUCGCCCAUUCCACCCCCUGCUGCUACGCCCACACCGCCAGUCACCUUGGUAUAUGUCACUGUUGACUCACAAGGCAACACGAUCACCGUGACCACAGAGCAACCGAAUUUCACAAUUGGGGAAGGACUGGAGAGCGGUACUCAAACUAGUAUACCUUCUACUUCCCCAGUCUUGAUCGCAAUGGCAAUCCCACAAGCAGCAAGGGUGAAGAGACAGGAUCCCACGCCUAGUGAUACCCUCGACGGUCCUCGACCGAAUGGAUUUGGAACUGAGACCGGCGGGUCAGGAAACAACUGUGGCUACGCAGCGAGAUACUAUCUUAGUGAUGGCAAGCUUAUGCGCGGCAACGAUACUGUCGGCCGAAAUCAAACCGACUACGCAGCCAUGCUUGGUGCAGUCCCUUGGCCCAACGAGAUUCAAACAAGGAUUUUCUUCGUCGAUGGCAUCUUGAAGUGGGAGUCUCCGGAUCGAGGCGGCGGUGAAUUUUACCAAUGCGAUGGUGGCCCCUUGUACAUCGGGUUCCCCUACCCUCCGACUCCGAGUUGCUAUAGUAUCAUCCUUGGAGGCAUAGCAGCUGCAAGCUGUCCGGUCGACUUCACUGAUGAUAUAGAAGAUCUGCCUCAGCCCGAUCCUACGUCAACCUCUACCACUGUUUCUCCAACAUCUACUCUGGACCCUACACAGCAACAAACAUUUAGUCCGACCACAACAGACUCAUCCUCUGCCAGUACAAUGACGGAUGACCCGGUGCCUCCAGCGUCAACCACUCCGCCAGCGACUGUUACCCCAGCAGCAUCGACAACCCCUCCUGUUCCUCCGUCAAUGUCAACUACAUCUCCUAUCAUUCCUCCGUCGGCAACGACUUCUCCCGUCGUUCCCCCAUCACCACCAACGUCUCCUGCUACAUCACAGGUGUCCAACACAGCAUCAAUUCCAGGGACGCCAUCUUCGACAGGGACCCCAGCCUCAACCACUUCACCAGUUCAACCUCCCGCGACCACUACAAGUCCAGUUGGGCCGCCAGUGUCUCCUACAACAUCUCCCGUCAUCCCUCCCGUGACAACCACCGAUCCGACUGGACCUCCCAUAUCCCCUACAACUCCCCCAGUAUCUCCUACAACGUCUCCUGCCAACCCUCCUGUGACGGCAACGAGCCCUGUCCAACCGCCCGCAACAACAAGCCCGGUGGUGCCUCCAGUAACGACCACAAGUCCAGCUACACCCCUAGUAACAACGACAAGCGCAGUAUCACCUCCAGUAACAAUAGCUACAUCUCCUGCUGUUCCUCCGGUGACCACAACCACACCAGUCGCACCCCCAGUGUCAACGACGACAACCUCCCCUGUUGCUCCUCCGGUUUCAACGACGACCUCACCUGCGGCUCCUACAACAUCGACUACCUCACCGGCUGCCCCUGGGACCACGACAGGCAUUUCUACUGAUAGCCCCACAGCAACCUCAUUUAGUUCAAGCUCACCAGUAACACCUGCUACGACGGCGAUCACAAAUCCAACAACUCAGCCAACAUCUCCUGCAAUCACGAGUGAAUUAAGCACUACUUCCGUAGUGGUUCCAGCCACCACUAAUCCAGGUACAGUGACAUCCUCUCUUAGUUCGUUGAGUUCAUCCCCGACUCCAAGUACCACGCCCCCUGUUAUCAGCAGCACGAGUGCAGGUAGUGUCCCAGGGACAACUACAAUCUCGCCUUCUGCGCCAACUGCGAGUACUACAACUCCUUCUCCGGGAACAACAACGACAGCUGGAGAUCCCCAAACCACUUCUCUUUCGGCGGGCCCUCCACCAACGACGACAACGAGCAAUGCACCGCAAACCUCAACGGGUUCGAUAAGCCUAUUUCCGUCCACUGCAUCACUGCCUACCUCAAGCACUGGACUAGUGACAAGCACAACUUCGACAAGUCCAAAUGGAGGUACGUCAACUUCAUCUAAUGCCUUCUCAAGUUCAAGUCUUUCUACUUCAACGACAACUAUUGGUGGGUUUGCAUCCACAAGCUUGUCGACUUCGAUGUCGUCAAUCGCGGGCACAACAAGCCCGACCGGAUUCACAACUUCCACAAAUACACCUGGGGGCUCUUCCUCGACGAGUACAUCGAUUUCUACAAGCUCUCCUAGUCCCAGCGCAACCAUUUCAGCGGGAGUCACGACAACAGCAACGAUAAGUCAUAUCUUGUCAUCAUCAUCUUCUAUCGGUCCAGACGGGUCAGCGACAACGACAUCUAUUGUAGGCACAACAUCCAUCACAUCAACAACUCAGAGCUUGUCCACUUCUAUUGGCACUUCGGUAGCAGCAACUACGAGUUCCUCUGUCAGCGCAGCUUCUACGUCUUCUCCAGGUACGUCGACAGCCACUACAUCCACAAGCCUAUCGAAUCCAUCCUCUGCCUCGUCGUCAACUUCAAGUGGAAUGUCAAAUGGCAGUGCUGCGAGUACCUCCUCGACUAGUAUCACGAGCUCAGCGCAUGUCUCCCCAAGUUCAUCAUCAGCGUCAACCACUAGCAUUACGGGUCUAAGCAGUUCUACAAGCACGGCCUCAGCCUCGUCUACGUCCUCAGAUAGUGCUACCCAGACCACGAUCUCUACGACAUCCAGCUUUGAAAGCUCGUCGACUACCUCAUUUUUGACCACUCCCUCGUCGAGUUCUACAAGCAUAACUACAGUCGCUUCAACAGAUACCUCGACGACCAGCUCGGUUUCCGCAACCACUUUGUCUACUUCGACGGUAUCACCAACAGUGACCGCGUCCCAACCCGACUACGUGCGACUGGCUUCCACGCAAUAUGUCCCGAAUCCAUCAGUUACAAAUGCCGGUACAGGAACCCUCUGUGCCGGAUGGAACGUUGCGCAAACCCAAGUUUCCUUCCCGAUAUACGGCGGCGAUUACAAUUUGGCAAAGGUUGCACUGGCCAACAACCCCACUUCGGUGUACGAAAUCGAAUGCUACCAGGAUCCGAAAAACGGCGGAGGCUCACUGCAAACAAGCAUUCCCAGUGUACCCUCUCUGGACCAUUGCCUGGACCACUGUAACACAGCUGGAUCCGUUACAUGUCAAGCGGUAAUCUAUAGAAAGGAUACCAGCGCCUGUGAGAUAUACAAUGCACAGCGGACUCUGACUCCGAACCCGAUGGUUUAUAACGGCCAAGGCGCGAGAUUAAUCACUUCUGUCAACCCACAAGUCAUCAGUGGAUCAUACCUGCUCGUUGCUAACCCGUCAUUUAAUCUCGGUCUAUGCGAAGGUCCGACGGCCAGAAAUUACGAUAAGUCCAUGAUUACGGUCUAUAACCAAACAAACACACUCCGCAACGCACCUGGUAAUCGCCAAGAUACUUUCCGAGUGGACUGCAACGGUAACACAUUCUUCUCGUCAAUCAGUACACCCCAGACAAGACAAGAUCAUGUCGCCAUUGCCGCUCGCUUCGGAUUGACGCCAUCAAACGCUGAUGAUUGUGCCCGACUCUGCCUCUGGCAUAACGUUUGGAGUGGCGACGGCAAUCCCACCUCGACUAUCAAUUGCCGAAUCUGGCACUGGACCACAGGCCACGCUUGUGAGAUGUACUCCGAUCGGCCUGGAUUGACGCAGACGCCACUCAGCAACGCCUCGGUGUUGGUUGCGGGCUAUUCACGCUCCAGUACGGGCAGCGAAUACUUGGCCAGCAGUGUCAAUGCGUACAAGCGCUCUCUCGAACCCUACCAAGGUGAAGACCGGCGUUCCUCCAAGAGAGGCACGAGAAGCAAGAGGGGCAAGAAGUCCAGAAAUCUCCAGCCCGUCCCCAUCGUCGACCCAAAUCCGACAGCCAUGGAGCCACAUGUCAUCAUCCCCUUCACCAGGCGCUGA